This is a messenger RNA of Nothoprocta perdicaria, 1809 nucleotides long. Its product is annotated as heat shock 70 kDa protein 1-like. Gene Ontology annotation, molecular function: misfolded protein binding; ATP-dependent protein folding chaperone; ATP binding. Lineage: Eukaryota; Metazoa; Chordata; Aves; Tinamiformes; Tinamidae. Gene Ontology annotation, cellular component: blood microparticle; vesicle; cytoplasm. The record is from RefSeq and is a predicted model, not a curated record. Gene Ontology annotation, biological process: protein refolding; cellular response to unfolded protein.
AUGGCGGCGCUGAGCCGCCCGGCCAUCGGCAUCGACCUGGGCACCACCAAGUCCUGCGUGGGGCUCUUCCAGGACGGCCGCGUGGAGAUCCUGAGCGACGCGCAGGGCCUGCGCAGCACGCCGAGCUGCGUGGCCUUCACCGAGGCGGGCCGGCUGCUGGGCCACCAAGCCGAGAGCCAGGCGGCCCUCAACGCGCCCAACACGGUGUUCGGCGCCAAGCGGCUGCUGGGCGCCGCGGCGGAGGCGCCGCCGGACGCGCGCCGCUGGCCCUUCCUCGUGCUGGAGGCCGAGGGCGGCCCGCGGCUCCGCGUGUCCUACAAGGGAGCCCAGAAGUCCUUCUUCCCCGAGGAGAUCUCGGCCAUGAUCCUGGGGCACCUCAAGGAGGUGGCCGAGGAGCGCCUGGGCCGAGCCGUCACGCACGCCGUCGUCACCGUGCCCGCUCACUUCAACGACUCGCAGCGCCAGGCCACGAGAGACGCCGGCCUCAUUGCCGGCAUCAACGUGCUGAGGAUCCUCAACGAGACGACGGCGGCGGCGCUGGCCUACAGCCUCCAUCACCCCGACGGCCGCGAGCGCAACGUGCUCGUCUUCGAUAUGGGCGGGGGGUCCCUCAGCGCCUCCGUCUUCUCUAUAGACAGGGGCGUUGUUGAGGUGAAAGCCACAGCCGGGGACAGUCACCUGGGAGGCGACGACUUCGACGACUGCUUGGUGAGCUUCUUCAUGGAGGAGUUCCUGAAGAAGCACCGGGAGAACAUCAGCCACGACCGGCGCGCCGUUUGGCGGCUCCGGGCGGCCUGCGAGGCGGCCAAACGGGCGCUCUCCUCCAGCCAGAAAGCCACCGUCAGCGUGGACUGCCUCUACAAGGGCAUCGACUUGCAGGCGGACAUCACGCGGGCCCAGUUUGAGCAGCUGUGCGCCAAGCUCUUCCAGAGGGUGCUGAGGCCGGUGGAGAGGGUCCUGCGGGACGCGCGGCUGAGCCCGAGCCAGGUAGGCGACGUGGUGGUGGUGGGCGCCUCCACGCGCAUGCCCAGGAUCCGGCAGCUGCUGCAGGACUUCUUCGGCGGCCGCCCGCUCAACCAGUGCCUCAACGCGGAUGAAGCGGUGGCCAGCGGGGCGGCCGUGCAGGCUGCCAUCCUCCUGGAGGACGGCUCGGACGCGGCCAGGAACCUGCUGGCCCUCGACGUGGCCUCUGCGUCCAUGGGAGUGGAAGCGAGCACGGGCAAGAUGCACGGGCUGGUCAAGCGCAACACCGCCAUCCCCACCGUGGCCACGCGCACCUUCACCACGCUGCACGACCACCAGCCCGACCUCCUCAUCCGCGCCUACGAGGGCGAGAGAAGCGUCGCCCGAGAAAACCACCUCCUCGGCCGCUUCCUCUUGAGGGGCUUCUCGCCCGCGCCGCGCGGCAUGAGCUUGCUGGAGGUGACGUUCUACGUGGACGCCGACGGCAUCCUGAGCGUCUUCGCUCUGGACAAGGUCACGGGCAGCGCAAACCCCAUCGUGGUGGACGCCAGGAAGGGGAGGCUGAGCAAGGAGCAGAUCGCGAGGCUAGCGGAGGAGCACGAGCGGUACCGAGCGGAGGACAGGGCGCGCAAAUGGAAGCUGGCCACCAAGAACUACCUGCAGUCCUGCGCGUUCAGCGUGAGGAGGACCUCGGGGGACAUCCUGAGCUACUUCACGCUGCAGGCCAAGAAGAAGGUGGUGGAGAGGUGCCAGCAGGCCUUCUCCUGGCUGACCCGCCACGUGGCUGAGGAGGAGGAGGGCGAGAGCUGUGAAGAAGGCCUCCAGGAACCACACGCGAGGAUUUAA